AUAGAUGUCACUUGAGUAGAACAUAUUUUUGAUGACAUUUAUAGGAACAUUGUCAGCAAUUGAAAGUCUUAGUUUGCUUUACAACUAAAUUUAUAAAAAAGAAAUUGAAAAAAAUGAGCAGUCUUUGGAUGGGGAAUCUGGAAUGUACAUAUAUGACGGAAAAUUUCGUUAUUAGUGCAUUUCACAAAAUGGGAGAACAGCCACAAUCUGUGCGUCUUAUGCGAAAUAAAUAUACAGGAGAACCAGCUGGAUAUUGUUUUGUGAAUUUUAUCUCUGAUGAACAAGCAAUUGAUGCCAUGCAUAAGCUGAACGGAAAACCAAUACCAGGAACCAACCCAGUCGUCAGAUUUCGUCUAAAUGCUGCAAGCAGUAAUUCGAAUAAACUUUUGGCAAAUGAACGUGAAUUUUCAGUCUGGGUUGGUGAUCUUUCUCCUGAAGUUGACGACUACAACUUGUACCGUGUUUUUUCUAAUAAAUACUCUUCGAUCAAAACGGCCAAAGUGAUUUUGGAUUCAUCUGGUUUUUCGAAAGGAUAUGGAUUCGUAAGAUUUGGCAUAGAAGAAGAACAAAAGUCAGCUUUAUAUGAAAUGAAUGGUUAUAUUGGUCUCGGAUCAAAGCCUCUAAAAAUAUGCAAUGCUGUUCCCAAACCAAAAAACACAACGAAUGCUGUGACCAAUUCAACAGAUUCAGCAACAAUAUCGAACUUAACUGCAACGAAUUCCAUUGCAGAUUUUUCUCAAUAUUAUGAUCCAACAACGUAUUGGCAAAACAAUUCAUUGUACGGACAACAAACAUCACAAUGGUAUGAUCCUUCAACUGCAGCCGCCUAUUAUCAGCAACAAGCUGCAGCUCACAUUCAACAAGAGAAUGCAACAAUACAACAACAAAACGAUCCGAAUUUAAUGACUCAAAUUUACAACCAGCAAAAUGAAGAUUUAACGUUAAUUGACCACAAAAUUCCGAUUGAUAUAGAUCAGAUGAAUCGAGAAAGCAUCGAACGGGAUCGAAAUUUUUACGAUGCACUUGAAAGUUCAAAAUGGAUGCCCAUUGAGCAACUAGAAUUAUUUUAAAUUUCCCCACAAAUAGUAAGUCUUCAACAUCGAAUAAAUUUUUUUCAAUACUUCAUAAAAAUCACAACGCAACAACCUAACAAUACGAGUCCCUUACAAACUUUUUUAUUAUCAUAAGAUUCAUUUUUGUAAUCACGCCACCAGAUGAUAUAAAUAAAACUGUGAAUAUCUCAUUCUAUACAAUAAAAA
Contarinia nasturtii (swede midge) is the source of this 1259-nucleotide messenger RNA. RefSeq names its product tRNA selenocysteine 1-associated protein 1 (gene Secp43). Gene Ontology annotation, molecular function: RNA binding. The coding region runs from base 114 to 1070 and encodes 318 amino acids. Lineage: Eukaryota; Metazoa; Arthropoda; Insecta; Diptera; Cecidomyiidae. The transcript has 8 exons. The record is from RefSeq and is a predicted model, not a curated record.